AUGAUGUUCCCAGCAACUGCCGAGUGGAACAGAGCAGCUGAUGGCCGCAGGCGUCCAGCGGCGGUGAUGAGGCGUCCCCGGGGCGUGGGCAGAGGGGGCGUUGCCCCCGUCGACCUGCCCCCUUCCCGCCAGCCCACCCUCACACCCCUACAGGCUGGGGCGGACCCCACCUGCCUCGUCACCCCGGCCGCCCACCCCAGGGGAUCCCCGGGGCGCCUCACCCCAGUCUCCCCCGUCCCCAGGCGCCUCCACAGCCUCCCGACGGAGCCUCUCGACGUGCGGCUUCUGGCGGGGCCGCCCUCCCAGGGGUGCCCAGGACCAUUCCAUGGGUGUCCAGGGCCCUCCCAAAGGUGUCCGGGACCCUCACAGGGGUGUCCAGGGCCCUCACAGGGGUGUCCAGGGCCCACACAGAGGUGUCCAGGGCUCUCACGAGGGUGUCCAGGCCCAUUCCAGGGGUGUCCAGGACCCUCACAUGAGUGUCCGAAGUCUUCACAGGAGUGUUCAGAGCCGUCGCAAGGGUCGCCCCCGCCCCCUACGCUACCGGAAGACCCAGGGCCGCCCCCUCUCGGGGACGAUCACCCACACCUCGCCAACUCCUGCGCCCACUGUGCCUCCCCCAGGAUUGUUACUUCAGCUUCUGUUGCUUCUGUUGCUUCUGUUAUUGAUGCAGCUGCUGCUCCUGAUGCUGUUGCUUCUGUUAUUGAUGCAGCUGCUGCUCCUGAUGCUGUUGCUUCUGUUAUUGAUGCAGCUGCUGCUCCUGAUGCUGGAGCUUCUGUUGCUUCUGUUAUUGAUGCAGCUGCUGCUCCUGAUGCUGGAGCUUCUGUUUCUUCUAUUAUUGAUGCAGCUGCUGCUCCUGAUGCUGGAGCUUCUGUUGCUCCUGUUGUUGAUGUUGUUGCUAUCAAUCCAACUUCAGUUUAA
This is a messenger RNA of Procambarus clarkii (red swamp crayfish), 918 nucleotides long. The record is from RefSeq and is a predicted model, not a curated record. NCBI's taxonomy places the organism in Eukaryota, Metazoa, Arthropoda, Malacostraca, Decapoda, Cambaridae.